UUAGUUAAACCCAUUCCUUCCAUUUCUUUCUCAUACGAAAUCUUCAUAAUCCAACCAAAAGGGAACCGCUAACUGUGACCAAAUGGGGAUUGGAGAUCAAGUUUCGAACGACGAAGGAGGUUCGUACUUCCCUCUCGCUGCCGCUAGUGGAAGCGGCUGCGCCGAGGUGAACAAUGCCGACAACCAACGACUCAAGCAGCUCGGUUACAAGCAAGAGCUUAGCCGCAGCCUGUCGGCGGUGGCGAACUUCUCGAUGGUGUUUUCGAUCAUUUCGGUAGUUACAGGGCUGACGACGUUGUACGGAACGGGACUGAGGUUCGGUGGUCCGGUGACGAUGGUGUAUGGGUGGUUGAUCGUGGGAGCCAUGACGAUGACGGUGGGCGUAUCGAUGGCUGAGAUUUGUUCUGCGUUUCCGACUGCCGGUGGCCUCUACUUCUGGAGCGCGAGGCUGUGUGGUCGCCAUUGGGGCCCUUUCGCUUGUUGGCUCACCGGCUG
Neltuma alba is the source of this 495-nucleotide messenger RNA. RefSeq names its product amino-acid permease BAT1 homolog. Gene Ontology annotation, biological process: transmembrane transport; gamma-aminobutyric acid transport. NCBI's taxonomy places the organism in Eukaryota, Viridiplantae, Streptophyta, Magnoliopsida, Fabales, Fabaceae. Gene Ontology annotation, cellular component: membrane. Gene Ontology annotation, molecular function: L-lysine transmembrane transporter activity; L-glutamate transmembrane transporter activity; L-alanine transmembrane transporter activity. The record is from RefSeq and is a predicted model, not a curated record.